AUGCUGGGGACUGUCCUGCUGCUGCUGGCCCUGGCCAAGCCGGCAUACCCGAGCCCGGCCGGCGUGGUGAGCCGGCGGGCUGAGGCACUGAAAAGGCUGCUGGAAGUCUUCGGCAUGGAAGACCCUCCGGCCCCCCCGGCUCACUUCAAGAAGCCACCCCAGUACAUGGUGGAUCUAUUCAACACUGUCGCCAACGCGGAUGGUGUCACCAAGAACCCCGACAUCCUGGAGGGCAACACCGUCCGCAGCUUCCUGGAUAGAACUCACAGCGAGGAGAUGCGGUUCCUGUUCAUCCUCUCCAGCGUGGCCAAGAACGAGAAGAUCCUGACGGCAGAGCUGCACCUCUUCCGCCUCUGGCCGAGGGUCACUGAUGGACCCAAAAGGCACCACUUCUGCCAGGUCAGCGUCUACCAGGUGCUGGAGAAGGAAAAUCCAGACACCCCUGGAGGGAAGAAGCUGCUGGCAGCCCGGCUCGUCUCACUGCAGACCUCGGGCUGGGAGGUCUUUGCCAUCACACCAGCUGUUCGUGACUGGACUGAAGACGAAAGCAGCAACCAGGGUUUGCUGGUGACAGUGCAGGAUCUGGGGGGGAGCCCGCUCGACCCCCCCCCACUGCAGUUUGCAACUGGCCGGGACCACCACGAGAGCAAGAAGCCGCUGUUGGUGCUGUUCACAGACGACGGGCGCCGGGGAGCGUCACUGCCCACGGGCGGCUUCCCAGGUGGGUCCCCUGUGCCCUGGCACAGCUCCCUCGCCGGGUCACGCAGCACACGCUCCCUGGACCGGCUCCAGCCCUGCCAGAGGCAUCCCUUGUCCGUGGACUUCGAGGAGAUCGGCUGGUCCGGCUGGAUCAUCUCCCCCCGGGGGUACAACGCCUUCCACUGCAAGGGCUCCUGCCCCUUCCCACUGGGGGAGAACAUGCGGCCCACGAACCACGCCACGGUGCAGUCCAUCAUCAACGCCCUGAAGCUGAGCGAGGGCGUCAGCAGCCCCUGCUGUGUGCCCGACAAGCUCUACUCCAUCAACCUCCUCUACUUCGACGACGACGAGAACGUGGUGCUCAAGCAGUACGACGACAUGGUGGCCGGGAGCUGCGGCUGCCACUGA
Molecule: messenger RNA, 1107 nt
Organism: Empidonax traillii (willow flycatcher)
Lineage: Eukaryota; Metazoa; Chordata; Aves; Passeriformes; Tyrannidae
Product: bone morphogenetic protein 2-like
Exons: 5
Coding region: 1-1107 (368 amino acids)
Biological process (GO): SMAD protein signal transduction
Cellular component (GO): extracellular region
Molecular function (GO): growth factor activity; cytokine activity
Source: RefSeq, a predicted model, not a curated record